CUCUUUCCUUCCUCCCGCUCUGGACAUGGAGUGAUCUCUUUUUUUUUUUUUUUCUUUUUACAGUUUACUUGCCAUUUGCGUUGAGAUUGUGAACAGGAGUUCGACUGGCGCAUAUUCGGUCGUGAAAUAGAUUCCGUACUCGCACGACUCCCACAAGCACGCUGGCAACGAACAAUGUAUUCGUCCCUGUCACUUUUCAUAAACUUGGCCAUCCUCCUUCUCCCCUUUGCCAACGCAGCCUGUACAGACGUCUCUACAACAGCCGUCUGCAGAAAUUUUGCGACUAGUAGCGGUUUGCAGAUCCAAACGGACGGUGCAAAUAGCGCCGGGUUGUCGACUGUAAAGAAUGGAGUUGACUUUGACAACGUCCUGGGUGCUUUCACAUCGAUCCUGCCUCCCGAAUUGGGCUGUCAGAAUCUGACAGAGAUGAUGGUGAGAAGCAAAGUGCCACUCUUUCGAUUUGCAUUGAGCUAUCAGUGCCAAGAAGCUCUCCUACAAUCGAGUUGCCCCGCGCAAAACGGGACAGCCAGACCCGUCCGACUGUGUCGGAACACGUGCAAUACGUUCCGGGAUGACAUGAUUGGGGUGGGAUUCAACUCUGUUUGCGGGCAAAGCAGUACGGCGAAUGCAGCGCGAGAAGCAUGGCGAAAGAGAGUGGGAGAUGUCUGCUCCCAAUUGACGGAUGAGCUUGGAUGCCUGAUGGCCGUAGAUGUCGAAAGGAAUAACUGCGGCUACGGGAAUACAGAGAACGGCGUCAAGCAAGCUAAAAUGACUUGCCAGGACAGACAAUCGGAUUGUUGUGCAGUGGAAUUAAAAGUGGUUGACGUCAAAUCUGCGGAACAGACCGCCAAGGACGACGCAUCCGACAAACUUCCAUUGUUCGCGGGUAUAUCGGGGGGAUUCUUCUUUGGGAUCAUUGCACUUGCAGUGUCAAUACUGAGGUGGACAGAAUCGCGAGGGGGUGGAACGAGUAACAAGGCUAGAGCAUCUAUCCAUACUGAGCGAGCGGCAGCAGGCGCACGGGCUAGUGGAAUGUGGCCCACUUCGUCCCCCGUUCCCAACAUGAGACCUUUCGGGGAGGACGGACUCCGAUCGCUACCUCCCACAUCUUAUGCGGACGACACACUCCGCUCUCCCGCACCUUAUGCGGACGACACACUUCGUUCACUACCCCCCACAUCUUACGAUGACGACACACUCCGCUCUCUACCCCCUAAACCAAACCAGAUCAUCAUCACCAAUCUCAAAGCCCCGUCACCCGCUUACGUCCCCUCCCAACAAGCGCCGCCAUCCUCCCGUCCACCAACAGAGUCAUACGCAAAACGAACACAAUCUGUUGCAUCUCGGUACUCGAUGCGCACGGAUUCGCAUACGAUGACGAGAAAUGGCAAUCCAAAGAUACAAGAUUUUUAUCGGGCGGUCGUCACGGAGUCAUACGACCCAUUAGAGGUCGACGAGGUUUUGUUGAAUGUCGGUGAUAUUGUGCAUGUGCAUAAAGUUUUUGAUGAUGGCUGGGCAUACGGCGUAAAUACGAAUACAGGACAAACCGGCGUUUUCCCACAUGUUUGUUUGCAAACAUUGUGAAGCUCUGUUACAUACGUAGCUAGAAUUACUGUAGAGCACAUCAGUGUAGAAUCUGUACGUAGGGAGCUGGUCUCUUUUGUUUUCAUAUUGUUUUUUUUUUUUUUUGCCGUUUUCUAUUAGUAUGGUGUGAUCCAUAGAUCUUAGAACUUUCUUUUGCUAGAUUUGUAAGAUAUAGUUUGUACAUGUCCUUGUUUGCAUAAAAGUGGAUCGUUUAGAUACAUGGUAGCAUUCUGAACGUC
Messenger RNA from Spizellomyces punctatus DAOM BR117, 1823 nucleotides. RefSeq lists its product as uncharacterized. NCBI's taxonomy places the organism in Eukaryota, Fungi, Chytridiomycota, Chytridiomycetes, Spizellomycetales, Spizellomycetaceae. The record is from RefSeq and is a predicted model, not a curated record. Bases 175 to 1584 code for a protein of 469 amino acids. Gene Ontology annotation, molecular function: protein binding. The transcript has 2 exons.